Messenger RNA from Paramormyrops kingsleyae, 1133 nucleotides. Its product is annotated as calcyphosin-like protein. Gene Ontology annotation, molecular function: calcium ion binding. The record is from RefSeq and is a predicted model, not a curated record. NCBI's taxonomy places the organism in Eukaryota, Metazoa, Chordata, Actinopteri, Osteoglossiformes, Mormyridae.
ACAUUCUCAGAACUUACUGAGAACGUACAGUUUCUAGCUGGGUACUCGCAGUUUUGCAGCUCAGACAUACAGUACGGACUCUUAGCCACCUCUAUAAUUUGCGAAUGUUGAUUUUAAAACAACACACAGAACAGUUAUUUCCAAUCAUAGGUCCUGAGACAACACUAAGAAAUACAAACGGUUGACGGAACAGAAAGCGUAAAAACUGCUGCCUUGAAAAAGUCUGCUGUCUUGAAAAAAAUGUAAAUAAUUACAGUACGUAAAAUGCGCAGAGGGCUCCUGCAGGUGAAUAGCUGAUAUAUGACUGUAUAGACCAUGGCUGGAACUUCGCGGCACGAUCGGGCGAUGACCAUGGAUGCUAAACGACAGCUGCUUACCGUGUCAGACCCUCUGGAACGCCUGCGGCUGCAGUGUCUAGCACGCGGGUCUGCAGGCAUCAAGGGACUGGGCAGGACCUUCAAGAUAAUGGAUGAUGACAACAGCCGUACCCUAGACACGAAAGAGUUCCUCAAGGGCUUAAAUGACUAUGGUGUGAACAUCGAAAAAGAUGAGGCCCUAAAGCUGUUCCAGCUCUUUGACAGGGAUGGCAGUGGACUCAUUGACUUUGAUGAAUUUCUCAUCAUGCUCAGGCCGCCCAUGUCUAAUGCCAGGAAAGAAGUGAUCAUGGAGGCUUUCCGAAAGCUGGAUAAGACCGGCGAUGGGAUCAUCACCAUUGAAGACUUAAAGGGAGUGUAUAACGCGAAGAACCACCCGAAAUAUCAAAACGGAGAGUUGACCGAGGAGCAGGUCUUCCGUCAGUUCCUGGAUAACUUUGACUCACCCUAUGACAAGGACGGGAAGCUCCGUUCCACCCUGCUUGCCCUGCCCGACUCUUCCUGCGACCCGUCUCGACCUCCCUCCUGCCCUUCCUCCCCUCGCUCUUCCUCUUCGUGAAACCCCCGUGUGCUGUGUCUGUGUCACCGGACGGAUCUCCUGGCUCUCGACCCAUUUGCCUGCGACCCCGACAACGAAUCCGGAUCCUGACCCUGGCCUUCCCGAUCUCCUGGUUUUCGACCCUGCCUGUACGGCCACGAUUCUGCCCGCUCCAAGUUUCUAUUGCUACUGCAUUGUGCAAUAAAGACUCUGUUACACAU